Phoenix dactylifera (date palm) is the source of this 995-nucleotide messenger RNA. RefSeq names its product CASP-like protein 1D1. NCBI's taxonomy places the organism in Eukaryota, Viridiplantae, Streptophyta, Magnoliopsida, Arecales, Arecaceae. The record is from RefSeq and is a predicted model, not a curated record.
GAACUCUGCCACCGAAACGGCAGUCUACCAUUCAAAAUACGAACAGCGUGUAGCUGCUGCCGCCUUCAACCUAUAUAAAUAUUCCCAUAUACCCCUCUUCCGGUCCCAAGUUUAUAUGAUCUUUAGCCAACUUUAUAACUUCUAGCAAUAAUUCCCAUAUAGAGACCAUGGCUACCACUGAGGUGAUCACUGAGACCACCACCACCACCGAUUACGGCAAGACCAUGCCGGAAUCCGGUUACGUUCCUCCCAGCUCUCCCCCCAACUUCUUCGUUGUGGACUUCGCCCUAAGGCUUCUCCUUCUGGCGUCGACGGUGUCUUCGCUUGUGGUGCUGGUUACAAGCAAGCAAACCAGAACCUUGCCCGCCAACUUUGCCCCACCAUUUUCAUUUGUCACCCGUGAUGCCUACUUCAAAGAUUCUCCAGCCUUGAUAUACCUAUUGGUGGCGCUUUCAGUUGCUGGUUUGUACAGCAUCAUCACAAUCCUUGCUUCCGGCUUUGCCAUCUCACGCCCCUCUCCAUCAACAAAGCUGUUGUUCCAUUUAAUUGUCUUUGAUGCAUUGAUGGCAGCAAUUUUGGCUUCAGCCACAGGUACUGCAGGAUCGGUCGCAUACAUUGGUUUGAAGGGAAACUCUCAUGUUGGAUGGACCAAGAUUUGCAAUGUCUAUGGAAAAUUUUGCAGGCACAUUGGGGCCUCAGCAGCCGUCGCUCUCGUGGCAUCAAUCGUCCUAGUCUUACUCGUCGUGCUCUCAUCGUACUCGCUCUACCGUCGAAGCCAUUGAUCACAAGCUUUAAAUCCAUAGGCCUCAUAGUUAUCCCCUCCUUGGCAUGUAAAAUGGUGUGCAGAGUUAUGCUUGCUUCCUAAUUUGUAAGAUAUGUGUGUGUUGUGUAGUCUUGAAUCUUGUUGUGUAAUUGUUGUUGUUUCAUCUCUUUGAUUGUAAUCUGAUUGAAAACUACUUCUAUAAUUUAAUGGACCCUUUUGUGGUUGUGUUGAA